UCCACAUAACGUAGAGAACCAGAGACAAGGACGACCACCUGGUGUAUCUUAUACAACUUCUGAAGAUUUCUGCCCUGAUACCAAGCGAUUGCUCUUGAGAACAUGAUGAAUGUCCCAGAGUGGAUUCUGGAGCACUUCAUUCUGUUAGAUUAAAGCCUGGCUGCAGCAUGCAUGGGUCGCUGUUCCCCUGGGAUGCCUUGUCCUUGCAUGGCCAUCUGACCCAAUAACCGGGACUUGGCGUACCAGCUCUUUAGGUGGGGCAAAGCAUUGGCAUCACAUUCUGGAAGAUAUGGCUCUUAUUAUCAAACUACUGCUGCUUACCAGUUUGUGGCCAGGGGCCGUGCUCAGUGGCUUCCAUUCUCUAAGGCAAAAGCCCUAUUCUCCUCAGCAUCUUCAUCAUCCUCACCAAGUCGUUAAUCAAGAAGAAGAGCACAGCCAGCCAGCGGCCAUGAGAGACAACCGAAAGAAUGCCAGCAAAAUGAGAAGAAUUGACAGCACUAAGGUUCGUCAGAUGAAAUCGGAGCAGCUUCUGCGCAUUGACGACCACGAUUUUGCAAUGAGACCUGGAUUUGGAGGUUCAGCCAUUCCUGUUGGCAUUGAUGUGCAGAUAGAAAGCAUAGACAGCAUUUCAGAGGUGGAUAUGGAUUUCACCAUGACGCUGUACCUCCGGCACUACUGGAAAGACGAGCGGCUAUCUUUCCAAAGCACCAAUAACAGAAGCAUGACAUUCGAUGGGCGGCUGAUUAAAAAGAUUUGGGUUCCCGACGUAUUCUUUGUUCAUUCCAAGCGUUCAUUUAUUCACGAUACCACAAUGGAGAACAUAAUGUUGCGGGUUUAUCCAGAUGGAAAUGUCUUGUUUAGUCUAAGGAUAACCGUGACGGCCAUGUGCUUCAUGGAUUUCAGCAGGUUCCCUCUGGAUACACAGAACUGUUCACUUGAACUGGAAAGUUACGCUUACAAUGAAGAGGAUCUCAUGCUGUACUGGAAGCGCGGGAAUGAGUCGCUGAAAACCGAUGAACACAUUGCCCUCUCCCAGUUCUUCAUUGAAGAGUUCAGCGCAUCCAACGGUCUGGCUUUUUACAGCAGCACAGGUUGGUACAACAGACUAUUCAUCAAUUUCAUCCUCAGGCGGCACAUUUUCUUUUUUUUGCUUCAGUCUUACUUUCCUGCAAUGCUCAUGGUCAUGCUGUCCUGGGUUUCCUUUUGGAUCGACAGAAGAGCAGUACCAGCGAGAGUAUCACUAGGUAUUACCACUGUGCUGACCAUGUCUACCAUCAUCACCGGAGUGAGUGCCUCAAUGCCUCAGGUGUCUUACAUAAAAGCGGUGGACGUGUACUUGUGGAUCAGUUUCCUUUUUGUUUUCCUCUCUGUCAUCGAGUAUGCCGCUGUAAACUAUCUAACGACCGCCGAAGAAAGGAAGCAGCUCAAACGCAGAGGGAAGUCGUCAGCGACGCUUAACCUUGAAGCAGUACAAGCCAUGGCGUUUGAUGGCUGUUUCCAUGACAGUGAUGCCGAUUUGAACUUUUCCAUGCACUCAGAGGAGAGUUCCUCGCGGGGACGUGCCGCCAGCGUGGCCACCUUGGACGCCAUGCGUGUGAGAAGGAAGAAGUCCAUCAGGGGAAACUUUGGCAGAAUCAUCCUGGAGAACAAUCAUGUCAUCGACACGUACUCCAGGAUCAUAUUCCCCACUGUUUACAUAGUGUUUAACUUUUUCUACUGGGGAGCGUACUUAUGAAAAUAAGACACCGUUGCAUAUCAAGUUGUACAUGGGAUUUUAUUUUUUGUUCCUUUUUUCUGUAAACAUGAAUAAUAAACAGUCCUGCAGAAGGUUAAAUGGAGCCACCAACAAGACGAAUCCAUUCCUUUUACAUAGCAUAUAACAGACGCUAUGGUGAAAUAAAUCUUGUUACAUUUUAAAAUUCUUUAUUUUUAUUAUUAAAUAUGUUAUUGAAAAGUA
Molecule: messenger RNA, 1957 nt
Organism: Xenopus tropicalis (tropical clawed frog)
Lineage: Eukaryota; Metazoa; Chordata; Amphibia; Anura; Pipidae
Gene: gabrr3
Product: gamma-aminobutyric acid (GABA) A receptor, rho 3 (gene/pseudogene)
Exons: 9
Coding region: 290-1735 (481 amino acids)
Biological process (GO): monoatomic ion transport; monoatomic ion transmembrane transport
Cellular component (GO): postsynaptic membrane; membrane
Molecular function (GO): extracellular ligand-gated monoatomic ion channel activity; monoatomic ion channel activity; transmembrane signaling receptor activity
Source: RefSeq, a predicted model, not a curated record